CACGCUUGAAUUGCGUCAUCGGUGGGCGACCAGAGCAGGCUGGUGAUUGGUCAAACUCGCUCUCUGAUUGGACAGUUUCCUUCCUGACGAGUCAAAUGCGACGGAAAAGGGAGGCAGCUGACGUGAGUUAUAAACAACAGCAGUCAGUAGCUGAUAAGUUGAUAAGAAGGAGUUUAAACCCGUAGUAGUCUUGUAGUUUGUGUCCUGAGUUUUCAAGAGGAGAAAAUGAGCAUUAAAAGAAAUUCAGCCGCAGAUUUACAAAGCGUCUCCGGGGACAUCGAAGGAAACGAAACAACACCUUUAUUAACAAAUGGAACAGUGCAGAUCAAAGCCAAAGGAGCCUCCUUCGCCAUCUCUGUGUUUAACCUGAUGAAUGCCAUAAUGGGCAGCGGCAUACUGGGUCUAGCUUAUGCUAUGGCUAACACUGGAAUAGUUGGUUUUUCUCUCCUGUUAGUACUCGUGUCCAGCCUGGCAGCCUACUCUAUACAUCUCCUUCUGAAGCUAUGUGACCAAACAGGUAUUAAUUCAUAUGAAGACUUGGGAGAGAGAGCCUUGCAAAAACCAGGAAAAGUUCUGGUUGGAAUUGCUAUUAUUAUCCAAAAUAUUGGUGCCAUGUCAUCCUAUUUGUUUAUCCUGAAGUCAGAGCUUCCUGCAGCCAUCGACAGCCUGUUGAGCCCAGGCAGCACAGGACAUGCCUGGUAUGAAGAUGGCAGGUUGCUUCUGAUCAUAAUCACACUUUGCAUUGUUCUACCUCUGUCAAUGUCCCCUAAGAUUGGCUUCCUGGGCUACACUAGUGGCGUGGCCCUUUUCUUUAUGCUGUACUUUGUAAUUGUGGUUGUGGUCAAGAAAUGGUCCAUCGCCUGCCCACUGCCUCACAAUGUGACAACACUUUCAGGUCCCUUCCAGAUAUCAAAUUCCUCUGACUCAGAAUGUACACCCAAACUCUUUGUCAUCUCCAGUAAGAGCGGCUUCGCCAUCCCGACCAUGGCCUUUUCCUUCCUGUGCCACACGACUAUCCUGCCAAUCUACUGCGAGCUGGACCGACCUACUAAGGCCAAGAUGCAGAACAUUACGAAUGUCGUCAUUAGCCUCAGCUUCCUGCUUUACCUCAUUUCUGCGCUGUUUGGCUACCUCACCUUCUACGCGCAUGUGGACUCUGAGCUGUUGCUUGGCUACGACAGGUAUUUGCCGAAGGACAUCAUGGUGAUGGUGGUUCGACUGACCAUCCUGCUCUCUGUGUUGCUGACUGUGCCUCUUAUUCACUUCCCUGCCCGCAAGGCUGUGAUCUUGAUACUGUUUGGAGGUCGUCCCUUCUCCUGGCUGAUCCACAUCAUUGCAACUCUAAUCAUCCUGGGUGUGGUGCUGCUGCUCGCCCUCUUUGUGCCCGAUAUCAGAAAUGUGUUUGGAGUAGUAGGAUCGACAACAUCCACCUGCCUGUUGUUUAUUUUCCCCGGCAUUUUCUACCUCAAGAUCAACACGGGACCCCUCAGGUCCUUUGACUCCAUUGGGGCUGUACUGCUCGUGAUCUUUGGUUUCAUAAUGGGAAUCAUCAGCUUCUCUAUCAUUGUCAUCACAUGGGCACGUGAGUCCUAACCUCGCCUGGCCCCCUUUCUCAAAUUAAGCACAACCGCAAAGAAAGGGGAACGUGUGCCAAAGAACCUGAAUAGCGGAUAAAGAAAGGGAAUUUAUGCUAAUCAGCAUCACCUCAGGGAGAUUAUGUAUGGAGUUGUUCUCAACACUAGAUUAGUCAAAUUUAGACCAAACUUUGCACAUAUGAGCGUUAACAAUAUGAGGUCUUUUCAUGUUACACUUACUUAUUUUGUAUUUUACAUAAGGUGCAUGAUCAGCCACACACAGCAAAACAAUCUGCUAGUAUUUGCAAGCUGUUAACUAAGUCUGAACCUGUAAAUGUAUCAGGGUGGGGGAGGGUAUCACUUUGUUUAUGGAACAUUUUCACAGUUUCACUGUACAUGCACAAUCACUAAGUUUUCAUUCCACGAUUUAUUUUUAAAAAAAGAAUGUUUGUAUUCAUGUAUUUUCUAAACCUCAGGUGCAAUUAUUUCUGCUGCUACUUGAAAUAUUUAUCUUUUUUAAUCAAUGUGACAAAGACCAGUUGAUUCCAAUGUACUGUAUGUGGUUAAAAUGUUCAGUAGAAUAAUGUAAUUAUAUUCUUCAAGUUACUGGCAUUCAAUAAAAGGGAAAUUGUUUAUAUCCUGA
Messenger RNA from Cottoperca gobio, 2217 nucleotides. It is a transcript of the gene slc38a6, whose product is annotated as solute carrier family 38 member 6. Gene Ontology annotation, cellular component: plasma membrane. Gene Ontology annotation, biological process: amino acid transmembrane transport; L-glutamine transport. The record is from RefSeq and is a predicted model, not a curated record. Bases 226 to 1593 code for a protein of 455 amino acids. Gene Ontology annotation, molecular function: L-glutamine transmembrane transporter activity. Lineage: Eukaryota; Metazoa; Chordata; Actinopteri; Perciformes; Bovichtidae. The transcript has 16 exons.